Molecule: messenger RNA, 852 nt
Organism: Aureobasidium uvarum
Lineage: Eukaryota; Fungi; Ascomycota; Dothideomycetes; Dothideales; Saccotheciaceae
Source: the annotation of a GenBank genome assembly
AUGGCUAUCUUGAAAACUUACCUUCUCGCCCCAAACUUUACAACUCACCUUGGUGCUAAUGUCCAGCUCGGCACCAUCAUCGCUAACCCAUUCCGUCCGAGCAAGUGGAUAGGAAAGAUUCCACUCCACAUCGAGACCGACACCCACGUCGAAUAUGACCGUUCCAUAUCGCCCGGAGUGUCAGCUUCUAUGCACGUAAACGCAUUCGCCAAGUUCCUCGAGACAGCAAGCGGAACCAUUGGCUUGCAGAAGGACAAGACCAUUCUUGAUCACUACACUAUGGACAGUCUGGAAACCAUCUCCUACAAACGCGACAUCACCGACGACGAAGCUGCAGAAAUGGUCAGAGCCAAUAGCAACCUCCAAGAGGUCAUGAAGUCUGGCAUACUCGGUUCUGUCCCGAUCUACAUCGUCACCGGUCUGAAAGUCGCCAAAGGCUUUCACCUGACGUCUGAGGUCACAAAGAGCAAGGGAGCGAACAUUGGCGCAGAUAUACCAAUCACCGACCAGGUUUCAGCUGGUGCCGAGCUCAGCGUCUCGCAAACCAAGACGCUCAGUGAGCAGUCCUCGACCGCUCAGGACAUCGUCUUUGCCUAUCAGCUACAUGCAGUAGCCAACAAGGGCUAUUGGAAAAAGAGACGGGUUGAUAUCGAUAUCUACGCUCCAAAAGCAGCUGCUCUUGGAAAAGACACUCGCACGACGGAAGAUGCUGUUGCAGUUGCAGGGGCAACAACAGAAGAUUUUGAAGAGGCUCAACUGGACUAUGGCGACGUGGCUGUUACUGAGCACAAUGCAUACGACGGCAAGGGAGAUAUAUCGUGCAUCUGUAUCGCCUUCAAGGAACAGGCCUGA